AGCAAUUGGUGCUGUCCGAGCAACCGCGGCGCCGCCGUCGUCAACAGGCCGCGCGCCUUGCGCUCGGGUCACACAGAAGUCGAACGGCUGGAAUCGCUCGCUCGCGGGGCUUGCUGCUUAUCACCUAGCAGGAUGCGUCCCUCCCCCGCCCCCUCGGGUCUGACGGCCCGCAGAGGAGGGGAGAGCGGCUGCUGAGCGGGAACCGCCUGGCUUUCACCUGACAGAAACCUCGAGGUCCCUUUGACUUAGAUCCUGACUCAGAGAUGGAGGUAUCAGGUUCAUCUUCUAUCAUCUCUGAGCAGCAGCUGCGGAAACAGGAAGGACUAAGAAACACCAAAACUGACAUGGCCAAGCAGAGUCUCAUCUCGUCCGAGGCAUGGCUCCAGCUUCAUGGGCUUAAGAGCAACAAAUUGUCCUUGAAACAGAUUUUGUCACAAAUUGGAUUCCCACACUGCGAAGAUUAUGUGAUUUCUCUGGGGAGACUCGUGGCUUCCCGGUAUGCCGAGGGCCUGUUUCCACGGGUCUACAGAGCAGAAGAUGGUACAGCAUAUAAUUUGACAGCCAAAUCAGAACUGAUCUAUCAGUUUGUGGAACAUUUAACACAAGCUGUGGAGAGCUAUAAGCAGCGGAUGGACUGGCUCACCAGCGAAAGCCGGCAGAUUUUUGGUGUCAUCUUGGAACAGCACAUCACCAUAGUGCUAGAUUUGGGCGGCAUGCAGGAGGAGGAGCUCCGUCUGUGCCAGGACGCCCUAGUAAUGGUUUUCCGGGAGCAGGUGGCUCACAUAGCCAAGUUCAAUAUCAUACGGGCUUCUCAAGAGCCUGUGAAAUGGCAGGACAAUGCUGUUCCUGUGACGGAACAAUCCAUAGCUGCGGCCAUCAGUUGGAUUGAGAAUCUGACCUUUGAGCGUGCUCUGAGUCAGGCUAGCCACCUGGAUGCUCUGCUGGAAGCUGGGAAAGACAAAACUAUUGACUCCAUUUACUACUUUGUGGUGGGGGACGUUCCUGAGGAGUCUAAGCAGCUUCUCGUCCAGAUGACUUUGGAAAUCCCGUGUCCUGUCUGCACCGUGUCCUUCAAUGCCAGAGGAGAAGGCACUGUAGCUUUCUUAAAGGAUCUGAGUGCCAAGGCCCGUGGCAGAUUCCACGCGUUUGCAGAGAGAACAGAGUGUGUGGAAUUUCCUGAGUUCCCCCGAAGGGAUGGUGACAGUACAAUGACUUGGAAUUCAAGGAAACUAAAAGGAAAACCCCCUCCAGGAGCUGGGGUCCGCGAGGACGUGUUUCUCAUUUGGAGGGAGAUGGAGGAAGCCUGCGGCACCCUGGCCCAGAUCCAGAGGCUGCUGGCCACACUUCCCAAAUUCGGCAUGGCCACAACAGAGCAUGAAUCUGGAGCCACCUCUGUUCCGAACGAAUCAAAUCUAGAAGACACCUGGGACUCCAAGAAGUGGCUGCAGAAAUAUGGCUUAAAAGCCCAGAAACUGUCAUUUUAUGAUGUUCUUGCUGAGUGCUCCUUCCGCCACGCUGACGGAGUUGUUGAUAUAAAAACCAAACCUGAGAAUGAGUCCACGCAGACAAAUGCGGAGACCAAAAAGAAAACAGUCCAUGCAAAAUACUGUAGCAGAUUUAUCCACGCUCCUUGGAAGGAUGGGAGCUUGGUCCAUGUCUGCAUCACCAAGGAGAAGUGCACAUGGUACAGUGAGAGGAUUCACGCAGUCCUGGCCCAGAUCCAGAGGAGGAUUAAAUGGCUACAGGAUGGGAGUCAAAUCCUUUUUGGAAGAGUGCGGAACGAUUGCAUCUAUGUCCUUGUUGAUACGUCUCACUCAAUGAAAGACAAAUUGGUCUUCGUGAAGGACAAGAUUAUCCAGUUCAUACAGGAACAGCUGAAAUAUAAAAAGAAAUUCAAUUUUGUGCAGUUUGAUGCUCAAGCAGUUGCUUGGCAGGAAAAACUUGUUGAAAUUGAUGAAGAUAAUUUGAAAGGGGCUCAGUCAUGGGUGAGAGACAUUAAGAUUGGAAGUUCCACAAACACUCUAAACGCCUUGCAGCUUGCUUUUGCUGAUAAAGAAACACAAGCCAUCUACCUUCUGACAGAUGGCAGACCCGAUCAGCCACCUGAAAUGGUGAUAGACCAAGUCAAGAUUUUUCAGAAAAUUCCUAUUUACACCAUCUCCUUCAGUUACAAUGAUGAGAUUGCAAAUGGCUUUUUGAAAGAGCUUGCUUCCUUGACUGGAGGAGAGUUUCGUUCUUACAAUUUUGGCUUCAAAGAUCCCUGUCCUAUAGAGCCUGUUCAGAGUGAAGAUCUGACUCUUUUAAUUAAAGAAAUGGAGCAGGGACGCAGUGACCUGAAAAAGGUGCAAAACCUUUAUUCCGAGUCCUUGAUCAUGGACUGGUGGUACAAUGGAGAAAAGGGAAGAGACAAUAAGCAUCAAAAAGAAAUCUGUUCUAUGGUUUCAACCCCAGAAAAAUGUGUAAAUCCUCACUCCGAUGUCGAAGCAACACGGACGUCAUCCUUAAAUAUGGCAAAAUUACCAGAAGACCUUUCAAAUCAAAAGAUUCAGAAAAAGAAAGUCCUCCACGCAGAAUCAACAAAAACCAGCCUGCUUAGAAGCCAGAUGUCUACCUUCAAGAGCUCACCUUUCAGCGAAAGGAAGGAUGACCUUUACAGUUCCAGCAAUUGGAGCACUCCAAGUGACACAGAAAUGAGCAUCUUGUUGACAAAUGAGUAUCCAAAUGACAAACCAUUAGAAAGACUGACUCCAGAAGGAAGCCAAGUUUACGAUCAAGAUUCCUCAGAUAUAUCUUUAGCAAACUGGCUCAAGACCCAUGGUUUGGUUGCCAAGAAACUCACUAUCAUGGACGCCUUGUCAAUGACAGCCAUCCCUCACAGCCCCACCUACGUUCCAAUUUUGGACAAGCAUGUUGCUUCCAAGGUCUUUGAUGAGGUGUUCCCUCUGGCACACGUGUGCAGCGACACAAACAAGAUGACAUUAAUUAACCCCCAAGGAGUCAAGCUCAAUAUCUACAAGCAAAAAGUGGAACAGGCAAUUAAGUCCUACGAAAAGCGCUUGAAUAAAAUCGUUUGGCGCGCAUUAUCUCAAGAGGAAAAAGAAAAGCUAGAUGCAAACAAACCAAUGCGGUACUUGGAAAACAAGGCAGCUUUAAACAAGGCAUUAGAACGGUUGAAUUGGCCCAUUUCACUGAAAGAGCUGUCGAUGCUGGAGAAUGAAAUCCUAGCUGGGAAAAUGUACGUACAGCAGGCCAUGGAACUCCAGGAGGCUGCCAAGAAGGAGAAUUAUAUGAGCAGGGCACUAGGAGAGCAACAGAAGUUUCAAGGAAAUCCAACAAAGAAAACCAGAUCAAAAAAAUUGGAUUACCUUAAAGGCCAGAAGGUUAUUGCAAGAUGUGAUGAAAAUGGCUUUUAUUUUCCAGGGGUUGUGAAGAAGUGUGUGAGCCCCACCCAUGCACUAGUGGGCUUCAGGUAUGGAGACACCAAGGUCGUGCCCAUCUCCUUCAUCACGCCUGUGGGGGGCGCCAUGCCCUGUCCGCUGCUCCAGGUGGGAGACUAUGUGUUUGCCAAAAUAGUGACACCCAAUGGAUUUGAUUUCUAUGUCCCUGCCAUUGUCAUAGCACUUCCAAAUCAUGAUGUGGCCGAAGAUAAGUUCUACACAGUUUUGAAGUGUAACAACCGGAGAGAAUUUUGCCCUCGGAGUGCACUUAUUAAGAUCAGCCAGAACAAGUAUGCUCUCUCUUGCUCUCAUAUAAAGUCACCCCCAGUCCAGGAGGAUCCAAAAGUGGUGGACGUAGACAAGAACUCAGCUCUCCUAACAUGGCCCAUCAAAGGAGCUGACACUGCAGAUUUACAGGAGCUGAGGCAAGAGAACCCUAGAAGGAAGAAAAAGAAAUCUGCCAAGAGGCUGCCUCUGCAGGAGGUGGUGUCCUCGGACUCAGAAGAUCCUUCCCAUGACAACAGGUCCCAAGACUCCUACCCCAAGAGACACCCCAAGCCCAGGGUGGGAGGGGGACAAUAUCAUCAAAAACUCUUAACACCCUUAAAUAAUGCUGACAUCCACUUCCCCAGAGAAGGUCCCCUGCUGGAGGUCUGGGAGGCAGCUAGCCACACCACUGCUGCCACACCUCCACGAGCAGCCCCACCUUGCACUCAUAGAGCCACCCACAGCAGCAAAGGGCUGAGGAUCGUUGCCAGGAAACCUUAAAGAAGUCUAGUGGCAGCUCUGUGUAAGAGAGCCAGCGUUCCCCCAGGGCUGCCCAGACCUCAGCCCUCCGACACUGCGGACCUUGCCCCUCUGCUGAGGUAAGGCUGCCCGCCUUGUUCUGCCCCUGCCCACCCUGUCUAACAAAGGUAGACUGCCCUGCCACCCCCACCUGGAUCUCCUGCCUGUUUGAGCUCUUGGUUUUGUCUUUCCCCGACCCUUCUUUAUCUUGUUCUUUCCCAUCCUCACAGAACUGUGCUCAAUCUUCUGGUAGAUUCUCCACAUCCAGAAGUUCCAUCUGACAGGUUACUGUCAUAAGAUUUUCAAAUUUUUUGGAAGUCAGUUAUAAUCACAAGCCUGAGUCUCGUUUUAAGUCGAUUAUCUCAUAUGAAUUAGGGAUUUUGUCACUUAGUGUUAGGACUGAAAUUGAGCCCUAUGAACUUGUAGGAGAACUACAAGACUAAAUAUACCCUAUUUUACUGUUAAUCAGGAAAUUUUUAUUGAGCCCUUCCUAAUUAUUUUUGUCUGUAGUCUGUUGUAGGUACCUCUAAUUGAGCACAGAGCCAGAAUAAAAACUCUUACAUUGGAAACAUUUCAAAAUUA
Pteropus alecto (black flying fox) is the source of this 4805-nucleotide messenger RNA. It is a transcript of the gene VWA3B, whose product is annotated as von Willebrand factor A domain containing 3B. Lineage: Eukaryota; Metazoa; Chordata; Mammalia; Chiroptera; Pteropodidae. The record is from RefSeq and is a predicted model, not a curated record.